This is a messenger RNA of Camellia sinensis, 2343 nucleotides long. The record is from RefSeq and is a predicted model, not a curated record. Lineage: Eukaryota; Viridiplantae; Streptophyta; Magnoliopsida; Ericales; Theaceae.
AUGAUCACUAAUUUUUUCGUAAAUCUGUUUAGCCAAUCCAUUGCUAGUACUCUUGAACAUUGGAGCAAUCUGGGGAGUAGUAAAUUGAAUGAGACUGAGAAUGCCCUUAUUACUUGUAAUGUCACCGAUGAGGAGGUUUGGAAAGCUGUGAAAAAUAUUAGUGCUUUCAAAGCACCUGGUAGAGAUGGGUUUCAAGCUAUAUUUUAUCAUAACUACUGGUCUAUUGUUGGUCCUUUUAUUUGUGACUUUGUCAAAACUUGUUUUCACAACAAGCAUAUUCCUGUUGAGAUUAACAGAACUCUUGUUGCCUUAAUUCCUAAAGUUGAAAAUCCAGAGAACAUUAAACAAUUUAGGCCUAUUAGUCUAUGUAAUGUGACCUAUAAGAUUAUCUCUAAAAUCCUUGUUAGUAGAAUUAGACCUUUCUUGAGUAAAAUUGUUAGAUCCAAUCAAUGGAAGCAGGGGGGCAUGAUUUUAAAAGUUGACUUGGAAAAAGCCUAUGACAACAUAUCUUGGGAUUUCUUAAAACAAACCCUUGAGGAGUUCAAUUUUGAUAAAAACUUCAUUGAUAUUGUUACGUGUUGUGUUACUACUGUGAGGACUGCUAUUAUUUGGAAUGGGGAACCUCUUGAGGAAUUUCAACGCCACAGGGGUUUGAGACAAGGCGGCCCUUUAUCCCCUUACCUCUUUGUCUUAUGCAUGGAGAGGCUAUCAAACAUGAUAAGCUUCAAGGCUGAGAACAAGAGUUGGAAGGGGAUACAAGUUACUAGAGGUGGUCUUAGCCUCACUCACUUGUUCUUUGCGGAUGAUCUCAUGUUGUUUGGCCAAGCUACCAUGGAAACUUGUAACAUAAUUAUGACUGUUAUGGAGAAAUUUUUUGAUAUCUCUGGAUUAAGGGUUAACCCCCACAAAUCCAAGAUGUUUGUUUCCUCCAAUGUUGACAGAAAGAGGGCUAAAGAGCUGAGCACCAAAUGUGGUAUCUCCCUAACAAACCUAGCUACUCUCAUUAAGUCAGUAGGCUCUGCCAUACCUUUCUACACCAUGCAAACUAUGCUUAUUCCUAAAAGAGAUUGGUGGUAUGGAGACAAGGCCUUUGUGGACCUUGAAUCCAAUACUAACCAAAACUUACACAAUAAUUGCAAUUUUGAUAAUAAUGUGAAAGAGCUGCUUAAUUCUGAUGGCAGUUGGAAUGAGAUCAAAGUUCACAGAUUAUGCACUCCUAACAUUGCAUCUUUGAUCUUGAAUAAUCCUCAUCCAGGCAUUUGGGAGAUGGAUAGUCCCCUCUGGAAGGGGUCAUCUGCUGGUUCUUUCAAUGUUUCAUCUGUGUAUAACCUCAUCCUUGGUGAGACUGAGAAUGAGGAGGAUUGGAAUUGGUUAUGGAGGAUACGAAUAUCCCAAAAACUCAAAGGCUUCCUUUGGACUGUGUUCCAUGGGAAACUACUUACCAAUCAAAUGAGAUUAAAAAGGGAUCUGACUGAUGAUCCUAAAUGCCCUAAUUGUUGUGGGGUGGAGGAUAUGUCACACCUCUUUAGGGACUGUUUCAAAGUAAAGGAAGUGUGGCUAGCUAUUUUUAAUCAAAAUUGGUACCGGGAUAUGAUGAAGAUGCCUUGGUUGGAUUGGCUCAAGAGUAAUGCCAAAAACAAAGAACUUUUUAACGACACCAUCUCUUGGCAAUCUGUUUUUACUAUUUCCUUAUGGAAAAUUUGGAAGAAUAGGAAUUUAAUGAUUUUUGAACAAAAAUCUACUCCAAGUCAAGAGAGUUUUAAUUUUAUUUUGGAUUAUUCUAGAGAGAUUAACCAAGCAUUCCUUCAAUCUAUAUCCAAGACCAAACCUGCAUUCAGAAUUAUUAAUUGGUGUCUUCCACCUGUAGGUAGACCAAAAUUAAAUACGGAUGGCAGCAAGAGAGUUGGUGGCGAUGGAGGAUUUGGGGGCCUAAUCAGAUAUGAAAGAGGAACUUGGGUGUGUGGUUACUAUGGAAAAUUGCACAGUGGAACCAGUCUAGAAGCUGAAUUGUGGGCUGUAUACAAAUGGUUGACUAUCAUACUACAAAAAGGAAUGAACCAGGUCAUGAUUGAGACGGAUGCUGAACAGGUGGUGCAAUUGCUACAAGAAGAACCAGGGGAUAGAUGCCCUUUCAAGAACUUGGUGGAGGAUGCCCAGAUUCUUGUCAGAGGGUGUGAAUGCUCUGUGCAACAUGUAUGGAAAGAAGGCAAUUUGUGUGCUGAUUUUUUGGCAAAAAUGGGAGCCAACCAACCCGAAGAAAUACUGGUGAUGAAUAAUCCAUCAGUAGAGUUAAGAGAGCUGCUUGUUUCUGAUAUGAUAGGAUUGGGCAAGAAGAGCACUUAG